This is a messenger RNA of Bacillus rossius redtenbacheri, 417 nucleotides long. RefSeq names its product LIRP-like. The record is from RefSeq and is a predicted model, not a curated record. NCBI's taxonomy places the organism in Eukaryota, Metazoa, Arthropoda, Insecta, Phasmatodea, Bacillidae. Gene Ontology annotation, cellular component: extracellular region. The transcript has 3 exons. Gene Ontology annotation, molecular function: hormone activity. The coding region runs from base 1 to 417 and encodes 138 amino acids.
AUGGUGCCAGUAGCACUGCUGGUGGUGUGGCUGGUGGUGCCAAGAAUGAGCGCGGCCGGACUGUGCCUGAGACUCCUCGUGGUGACGGCGGCGGUGACUGCGACGGCGGCGUCGGUGCGCUUCCAGGUGUGCGGCGCCCACCUCGUCGACACCCUGCGCGUGGUCUGCGGGGGCGUCUACAACAAGGCCUUCUCCAAGAAGUCGCUGGAAGGCAUGCAGAUGGACGACGCGGCUGUCUUCUGGCCCCCGACCCGGGAGGAGGAGCAGCAGCAGCAGGAGGAGGGGGACCGCCCCGACUACGCCCACCCGCAGGCGCUGUUCCGAGGCAGGGCGUCGGGACGCCGCCGCAGGGGCGUCGUGGACGAGUGCUGCUUCCGGUCGUGCUCGCUGCACGAGCUGCGGCAGUACUGCGGCUAG